GCCCGGAACCGGAUCCUACAAGCGGGAUGAGUAUGGGAUGGAUCGAGUCGGUGGUACGAGCUCGGUAAGCUUCAACAUCUUCAAGCGAUGCACUCAGCCGACUCAGCCUGAGACCCAGGUGUUGGUACUUUUCCUGUCGCUCGGACGUCCAGCUGCCAUGUCCGUUCGGCAAUGUGGGCAACAGCACAACCGCACCUUGGAUGGCAAAGACAUUGCAGUUUUAAAGCGCAAUGCCAAGCAGCUCACAGGAAUGCUGCGUCGCGCCGACCAAUCCUGGCUGGAAGUAUGCUGCUGGGCAGCUGUUCAGCCUCACUUCACAAUGGACUUGAUGUUAGAUUUUGUGGCAGAGGCUUGGGGACAUGUCAGCCCUGGAACGAGCUCCGAGGACCAUAAGGCUACAAUCCUAUUCGCAAAGACGGGGAAGGAUGAGUCCAUGGAGUUCGAGCUCAGGUACGAGACGCGGAAGGUCGAGUGCUGGGACUUCGACAGCGGAGUGAAGCUGGACGAGAGCAUGUGCACUCAGACGAAGCCCAACACCCUGCGCACGAAAUGUGCGGAAACGCCCAAAUGCGGUGUCUGCGAGGACACGGACUGCAACAAGGGCUACGUGGUGAAACAACUUGUGGGCAUGUCCGGAAAAGUGCCAGUUAUGGACCCCACAAUUCUGAGCAUCUUCAGGGCGGUGUGCUGUGGGCCCACCGAGUGGAAGAUGGAGAGUUGGCCCAAGACGCCCAGCUGCUCCAACGAGUGCGGAGAGCCGGAGCAGCUCCUCGGUGCAAUCAAGGAACGACAGCCGGAAGCACCAGACGGAAACAACUUGUGCCACUUCGAUUCAAAUCGCAGCUACGCACCCGCUUUGUCGUGCCCGUGCCUAGCCGAGCCAAUUUUGCUCCAAGCUGUCCUCUGUACAGAUACCACCUGGUGUUCACUCUUCAGCCACUCUUCAGCCAUGCUCUUCGGCUUCUUCCGCGUCUACCUGGCCACUUGUCGCGUCGCGAUCGGCUACUUCCGGGGCUCCUGGGAAGCCCAUGCGCAGGCCAGCAAGGAAGUUCAGGAGGAGUGUGUGCCACUUAAGACGGGGCCCACAGCUGUCCUCAACGUCAUCGCAUACAUGCCCUUCAUGCUCGUGCUGAACCGGCUGGCAGGGUUCUCGCUUGAAUACCAACGUUUCAUCGCCAUCUACUCCUUGGCACCCAUGCUGGUGAUGUGUUUGUGCUACUACUACUACAUCUUCCGGGCAAACAUGUUCCAGUUCGGCGUCAAGGAGGUGGCGGGCUGGAUCAACAACUGGGUCAUGGGCACGGCAGUUGCGAUGGUCUCUUUCACGCAGUUGGCGCUGCGCUACCUGAUCCUUCUCUACCUGGAGCGAUUCCUUCCAAGCUGGAUGCAAGGCUACAUCGAGUUCCCGUUGAGUACAAUCGAGUCCAGUGUGCAAGACACUGUGCUUAUCAUGUACGCAAUGGGGGCGGUGCUGCUUGCAUCGUGUCCAGUUUGGUGCAAAGGCUUCCAGAUAGUGCAUGAUGUGCUCCAGAGGGAGAACCACCUGAGCAAGUCGGAAGCGAUCAUGGAGAUUCUGUACACCACAUCGCAAAAUGCAGUCGUGACACAGCUACAGACGGCCUUGGCUAUUCUGCAGAUGAACUGUGGCUACCCGUACCACUACAUCCACUAUGCCGUGGUGAUGGUCGAGCACAUGUUUUUUCAUCGCAUGGUGGAGUUCAAGUUUGCCUGGCUUCACAAGUUGUACCACGAGGUUCAGCCCCUGUACCGCUUGGCUCACUUGGAACAUCAUAUUUGCAAGGGUACUUAUGCAACCACUCCAGCAGCUGGAAUUUGGGAAGCAUGGCUAGAAGGCGGCACUCUCUUCUUCUGCAACAGCCUCGCCUGCAUUCCUUACCUUCUCUUCCACGCUGCAUAUUCCGGUCCUAACGUGGUAACUCAUACGAUGUGGCCGCACAAGUCGUGCAUACAAUGGCACACGCUUCACCACUUGGUACAUAGUGAUGUCUAUGCCAUCAAUGUUCCCAGCAAGAUGGACAAGCAGUUCUCCAGGGACGUGAAGCAGUAUCAGGAAAGGCUACAGUGCUCCUUCUUUGUGCGCUACGCUGAUGCCUCGGAUGGAAUCGGAUUCUUGGUAGCCUUCGUGUUCGGCAUCCUCCUGAAUUAUGGGUUUGGCGUCGGGAUUUUCCAGGACUCCUCCGGCCACGUCGUGGAGGACGGCCUCUGUGCUGGGAAGAAGCCAGCAAGCAGCAAGGUCGCUUGUGCUGCCACGCCGGUCUGCCCUGAGUGGAUCUACAGCCCCUGGGACAACAAGACAUGGGACUGCUCCGAGCGUGAUUGUGGUCAAGGCCAGUUGACCCAAGAGCGGCCCGUGAACUGCACCAACCCCAAGACGUUGGAAGUUGUCGCAGACGAUCUCUGCAAAGGCCCGAAGCCGGAGACGAGUCGCAUUCUAUGCCCGGCGACCCCGCUCUGUGUCACGACAAGCACAACGAGCACGAGCACAAGCACCACAACUUCAACGACCGUCACUUCAACGACCACAAGCACAGUCACAACCACGACCAGCACCAGCACCACCACCUUGGUCACCUGCGAUGUCGUGAGGUGCCCGGGAGGAAGUGUGCCCAAGCCGCUGGUCAACCGGACCGCUGAGUGUGACGGAGGAGUUUGCAAGGCCGAAGAUUGCUGCGACUUGGCGUCGUGGGUGUACAAGAGCUGGGACGAGACCAAGGAGUGUGGCCACAGUUGUGGCCUGAAAUCAAUCGUGGAGUCCCGGUCAGUGACCUGCCAGGUCAAAGCCACCGGACAGGAAGUGAGUCGGGCCACCUGCCGGGAAGAAGAGCCUGCCUCCAAACGCGUGCUCUGUGAAGCCACGGCAGACUGCGACGGUUGCGGCAGCAUCUGGUGUGGCGGAGAUUCGGUGCCCUUGACUGACCCUCCAAAUUGUGGGAGCUCUUGCACACGAGAGCUUUGCUGCAAGAAGUUCGCUGCAGGCUUUCAGGCUACCGAUGUGCAAGAGAAUGCGUCGGCUGUGCAGAACUCCGUACAGGUGGCAAACCAAGGUUCCUCAGGUGGAUCGGUGAAGUUCGAUGGCGAGGCAGCGACUCCGGCCGAGGGCGGCAAAGCUUACUAUCUGGGUGGCAAAACGGGGCUUCCGCUUGGUGGAACCAAGUCCACAGAAUUUACGGCUGUGAUUUACGUCAAACUCCUCGGGAGCGACAGCUCAGAAGAAGAAACCGUGAUGCUAAAGGAAGGCGGGCCAGGCGACUUCGGCGCAUGGGAGCUCACUGCCACGCCGCUGAAGCAGCUCCGAGUCCGAUCCUUCAAGGAUUCCAAAUCUCAAGCUGCUAUCGGAUGCCUGUGCCUGUCUUCCUAUGCGGAUGAAUGGGCAGCAGUCGCAGUGCGCUAUGAUGGCAAAGGCGAGAAGAUCGAGCUGGUGGUGAAUGGCAAAGUCUGCUGCGAGGCUAUGGCCGUUUCAGAUCCCUCAUGGUCGGAUGUGGCUCUACGCAACAGCAGUGCUCCCGUGCAUGUGGGACUCGUUCCCGGUCACCGGCGGCCUGGCGUGGUCGGAGAGGUCUCCGCAGUCCAGAUCUGGGACGGCGCACUGACUGACGCAGACAUCGAUCACAUCGUGGCUCAGUUCUCCGAGGCUUCAGCGUGGACAGAGCCGCGGGGCCUGUGGUGCAAGCUCAACAUCCUCUCCACCCGGUCAGGCGUGCCGAGCUUAGCAGCCUGCCGGGCUCUUUGCACCGAAGACAAGCGCUGCAAGGCGGUUCAGUAUCGGUCCGACGGGAGCUGCGAUCUGCGCAGCCAGGAGGCUUGCACCCGGGACGAGGGCUGCGCGUGCGAUAAAUACUCCGACAGCCUCGCUUCGAAUCACUGCCCCAGCGGAGACGUGGUGGCGCCGGUCACAGGGCAGCCUGACAAGCUCGCCCACUACCCCACAACCUGCAUGGGUGCCGCAAAGAAGCCCUGGUGGACGCACCCAAAUGCCACAUUGCCAAGCAACUCUGCGGCCACCAGCACCACCACGUUCACCACCACCAGCACCACCACGACGGUGUCGGUCCAUCGUGCAACUUGCGAUGACCUGACUUGCCCCGCAGGCUAUGUGGCCAAGACCGUCGGCAAAGCCGAGCUGUGCAAGGACGCCCGGUGCGAGGUCGACGAGUGCUGCGACACGGCGUCUUGGAUCGCCAUCAGCUGGGACGAGACGAAGGAGUGUGACCCCAGCUGUGGCUUGGACGAGGUCACCGAGACCCGAUCUGUGACCUGCCAGGUGCCUGCUACAGGCAGGGUGGUGGCCGAAGACACCUGCCAGAAGAGCUCCCAGCCGACUUCGACGCGGCUGCUUUGCCCGUUCACUGAGGUCUGUGAGAACUGUGGCGGAGUUCCUGUGGCGAAUCCUCCUAGCUGCGGCGGCUCUUGCACAAGACAGAAGUGCUGCAAGAAGCCCACGACGGGUGUCCAAGCCGUAGAUGUGCUUUCCAACUUCACUUCGGUGCCCAACCAGGGCUCCUCCGGCAAGCCGAUGAAGUUCGACGGCGCUGCCGAGAUUGCAGAGCAGGGGCACGCCUAUCGCCUGAAGAGCAGCUCUGGCUUGUCUCUCGGAUCCCCGGUGUCCACCGAGUUCACCGCACUUGCAUACUUGAAGCUCAUGGGGAGUGACGACGCGGAGGAAGCGACCGUUAUGCUCAAAGAAGGCGGCCCUGACGACCACGGCGCCUGGGAGCUCGUGGCUACCCCGCUUCAGCAGUUCCGCUUGCGAUCCUUCAGGGACCCGAAGUCCCAGACCUUCAUCGGAUGCCUUUGCCUCUCCUCCUAUGCGGAUGAAUGGGCAUCGGUAGCAGUGCGAUACGAUGGCAAGGGUGAGAAGCUGGAUCUUGUCGUCAAUGGAAAAGUCUGCUGCCAGGCAGACAAAAGCACCGAGCCGUCCUGGUCGGAUGCUUCACUUAGGCAGAGUACACCGGUGCAUUUGGGUCUGGUUCCGGGCUCCGUGCGACCCGGAGCUGCUGCGGAGGUCCACGCAGUGCAACUCUGGGAGAGCGCACUGACUGAUCCCGACCUGGACCACCUGGUGGCUCAUUUUUCCCAUGUGAUGGCAUGGUCGAAGGCUGCGGAUUUGCGGUGUGCCUCGGAUAUCAUCUCCAGCGAAAGAG
Molecule: messenger RNA, 5162 nt
Organism: Symbiodinium sp. CCMP2456
Lineage: Eukaryota; Dinophyceae; Suessiales; Symbiodiniaceae
Source: the annotation of a GenBank genome assembly